GUACUACUGGUAGUAUCCGAGCCUGAAGGGUUUGACUUCUUCUUCAAUCACAUCGCUGUUGUGCAUAUUCAGCGUACGGUACCUAAUAACUUUCGUUUGGCCAGUUUGAAGGUACUACUGAUAGUAUCCGAGUCUGAAGGGUUUGACUUCUUCCUCAAUCACACGACUGUUGUGCAUAUUCAGCGUACGGUACCUAGGACGUCCAGUGGACCGGUUCAACCAAUCAGAAGUCCAGGAUUUUCGCUCCCCUUGAUCCCGUCCGUUGCUGGCUUCACGGGCAUCAACAUGUUGAGCACCCAUGCAGGAUGUUUCCGCUCCCGGGUGAAUGGGCUCGUUAAAGUAUCACGGAGGUUUUUAAACCUGCAGGAGUAUCAGUGCAAAAAGCUGAUGUCAGACUAUGACGUUAACGUUCAACGCUUCAUGAUGGUCCGGAAACCUAGUGAUAUCGAGAACAUCCGUAAGAACUUCCAUGUUCGAGAGUUCGUCAUCAAGGCUCAAAUAUUAGCUGGCGGUCGAGGCAAGGGUGUUUUCGUUGAUGGAUUCAAGGGCGGGGUUCACCUCACCAAAGACCCCGAUGUGAUGGCAGAUAUUUCCAAAAAGAUGCUUGGUAACUAUCUGAAAACCAAACAAACUCCAGAAAAUGGUGUACUAGUGAACAACGUCAUGGUGGCUGAAGCGCUGGAUAUUGAACGAGAGACCUACCUAGCAAUUCUAAUGGAUCGUGAAGCGGGACGUCCUAUCAUAGUUGCCAGUAAACAAGGCGGUAUGGAGAUUGAACAACUGGCCGAAGAAUGUCCGGAAGCGAUCAUGCGUGAGCCGAUCGAUGUGGUCAACGGAGUGACAGAAGAACAAGCAGAAAAGACCGCCAUAUUCCUCGGUUUCCAACCAGGCUCCAAACAAAUGAAGGAGGCCACAAAACAAAUCCAAAGAUUGUAUAAAAUGUUCACUUCACUGGAUUGUUUACAGAUUGAAGUUAAUCCAUUCGGUGAAACUCCGGACGGCCAAGUAGUCUGUUUCGACGCGAAGCUGAGCUUCGAUCCGAACGCAGUUUUUCGUCAGCCCGAAGUGUGUCAAAUGGCAGCCGAGGUUGAAGAAGUGGAGGUUGCUGCAGCCGGACCUCACAGCACCGUUGCGCUCGAGGCGGACGCAGCUCGACAUGGGCUAACCUACAUCGGUCUGCCCAAGGGGAACAUUGGUUGCAUCGUGAAUGGAGCCGGAUUGGCUAUGGCCACGAUGGACUUGAUCUAUCAUCACGGCGGCCAUCCAGCCAACUUCCUCGAUCUGGGUGGUGGUGUCUCGGUCACUCAGGUUGAACAUGCCUUCAAACUGCUUACAAGUGAUCCGCGCGUUGAAGUGAUCCUGAUCAACAUCUUUGGCGGGAUUGUGAACUGCAAGCUGGUAGCUGAAGGACUGAUAAACGGUUUCAAAAGACUAGGUGUCCAUGUUCCGGUGGUCGUUCGUCUUGCCGGGAACAACAGCGAGGUAGCCGCGGACUUGUUGUCCAAAUCUGGUGUUGGUCUCACCCCGGCUCUCACGAUGGAUGAAGCUGCCCGAUUGGCCGUCUCCAAAGCCCCCUGCGUCACGCGCCAGGCUUACGAACCACAUCAGGUCGAGAGUUGUAUUCAUGUUCGUGCAACUAUCAAGCACGACUGGACACCCCUCUCUUCACACUGCACACAAUAA
This is a messenger RNA of Opisthorchis viverrini, 1683 nucleotides long. RefSeq lists its product as hypothetical. Gene Ontology annotation, cellular component: mitochondrion; succinate-CoA ligase complex. The record is from RefSeq and is a predicted model, not a curated record. Gene Ontology annotation, biological process: tricarboxylic acid cycle; succinyl-CoA metabolic process. NCBI's taxonomy places the organism in Eukaryota, Metazoa, Platyhelminthes, Trematoda, Opisthorchiida, Opisthorchiidae. The transcript has 7 exons. Gene Ontology annotation, molecular function: ATP binding; succinate-CoA ligase (GDP-forming) activity. The annotation marks the transcript as partial.